Marmota monax (woodchuck) is the source of this 4341-nucleotide messenger RNA. RefSeq names its product thyroid receptor-interacting protein 11-like. The record is from RefSeq and is a predicted model, not a curated record. Gene Ontology annotation, cellular component: Golgi apparatus. Gene Ontology annotation, biological process: Golgi organization; endoplasmic reticulum to Golgi vesicle-mediated transport. NCBI's taxonomy places the organism in Eukaryota, Metazoa, Chordata, Mammalia, Rodentia, Sciuridae. Gene Ontology annotation, molecular function: small GTPase binding.
AUGUAGUCCUGGUUUGGAGGCCUGGGCUCAGGCUUGGGCAACUUCUUGGGUCAGGUGGGGAGCAACUUGCCUUCCCUCACCGACCGUAUAUCCAGUUUCACCAGGGAAAUGCUUCUGGAUGGCAUAGGAGACAUAGAAGCAGGUUUACCUGAUUGUCGGAGAAAGGAAAUGGAAGCUACUGAUGCUCCACUAAGAUCGGAGAAUGAAAGACUUCAAAAGUAUUGUACUGAUCUGGAGGAAAAACAUGAAGCAUCAGAGCUGCAAAUAAAGCAUCAGUGUCCAAGUUACAGAAAUCAACUGCAACAGAAGGAGGUAGAGAUCAGCCAUCUGAAAGCAAGACAGAUGGCACUGCAAGAUCAAGUGUUCAACCUCCAGGCAGCUGCUCAAUGGGUAGGUUCAGGAGCUUGUGGUGUACCAACAACCACUGCACUGGCUCCAUUUGGUUCCCGGAUCAGUAGUGAUUUUUCAGCCUUUCCUGAUGAUGACAUGGACUUUAAUGACCUAAUUUCAUCCCACCAAGAAAUAACCAGAUUGUCAAUUGAAGUUUCAAGACUUGAAUCUGAAGUUGGCCAUUCGAGGCAUAUUGCUGAGGCUCAGGGAACACGGAAUUCUGACCCCAGUGAAAUCUGCAAACUGCAGAAUACUAUCAAGACUCUUGAACGAAACCCAAGUCCAGACAUAGAUGAUCAUCAGCAUGAAGUGUCAGUUUUGGAGCAGAGUGCUACUGUGGUAGAAAAGGGAACAAACCUUCCACAAAAUUCUUCAUCAGUGGAAGAAGUGUUGAGGCUACAACGAGCCCUGUCUGAUGCUGAAAAUGAAAUAAUGAGACUAAAUGGUUUAAACCAGGAUCAGAGUCUUGCUGAAGACAAUCUGAAACUUAAAAUGCAUGUGGAAGCUUUAGAGAAAGAGAAGUCAUCCUUGAGUCAAGAAAAGGAGGAACUUCAGAUAACACUGUCAAAAUUGAGCUGUGACUCUCAAGUAGUUAAAAACACAGCUUCAGCAGACAUGAAUGUGAAUGUUCAAUUACAUGACUUAAAACUUCACUUGAAGGCAAAGGAGGAAGAACUGAAUCAGAGUAUCCAUGAAAAGAAAAUGCUGAUAGCUGAGUUAGAAGAACUGGACCAUCAGAAUCAGGAAGCUACAAAGCACAUGGUUUUGAUAAAAGAUGAGCUAUCAAAACAAGAAAACGAAGGAGACCUUGUCAUCCAGAAAUUGAAACAAGAUCUAGAUGAUGAAAAAAAGAGAGUUCAUCAACUUGAGGAUGAUAAAAUGAACCUAUCCAAAGAGUUGCAUGUGCAAAAGGAGAAGUUAACUCAGAGUGCACAGGGCCUCAGUGAUUUGCAUUUAACCAAGCAGAAGCUUGAAGAUAAAGUAGAAGAUUUAGUAGAUCAGCUAAAUAAGUCACAACAAAGUAGCUUAAACAUCCAGCAGGAAAACCUUGAGCUUAAGGAACACAUUAGACAAACUGAAGGUGAGCUGUCUGGAUGUCAGAGUAAGUUCCGAAGUUCUCUGAAUGAAGACUCUAACAGUAAUGUGAAGGAUGACUUGCUUAAAGAACGGGAAGCUGAAGUUAGCAACUUAAGGCAAAAUCUUUCAGAAGUAGAAGAGCUCAAUGAAAAUUUAAAGAAAGUUGCUGUUGAUCUCAAAAGGGAGAAUGAAAUAUUGAUUUUAGCAUGUAAAGAUGUAAGACGUAAGUUGGAAGCAUCUAUUGCUGCUAACAAUCAAGUGUCUCAAGAAAAAGACACUGUCAAGGAGACUCUAAUAAGAGACAAAGAAGAGAUAGAAACCAAACUGAACCAGGCAGAAAAAAGACUGUUGGAAGAAGCAAAGAAUCACAGGCAGACUAUUCAGGAACUCUCCAAUGCAUGUCAUUUGAAUACCUCUGCCUUACAGCUGAAACCUGAUUGUGUAGUUCAACUCAGUCAAGAGAAGGACUUUGAAAUAGCAGGACUCAAAAAGAAUAUUGAGCCAAUGACUACUGAUCCAAAAGAAACUGAGGAAAUUUUGGCACCUCAUGUCGAAGAAAAGAAGCAAUUGAUACAACUUAUAAAGGAGAAAGAAGUUUUUAUUGAAAAACUGGAAGAAAAAUGUUCAGAACUACAAAAGGAUUUAGAUGAGUGUUCUCAGGCCUUAAGAGAAAAUGAAACUUUAAGGCAAACCAUAGAAGAAAAGGACAGAAGUCUUGGCUCCAUGACAGCAGAAAACAACCAUCUGCAAGAAGAAUUGGAGAGCCUUAAGGAACAGCAGAAUCGAGCUGUCCCUGUAGCUGAGCCUAAAACCCUUGAUGGUAUCCCAGAACUAGAAUCAGAGGUAUCUCAACUGAAAAUAGUCAAAAAUCAUCUGGAAGAUGAAAUUAAACACCAUCAAAAGAUAAUUACAAAUCAAAACAAGCAUAAAAUGCGACUCCUUCAGUCUUUACAGGAGCAGAAGAAGGAAAUGGAUGACCUUAAAUACCAAUAUGAGCAGAUGAAUGCUGCGCAUAUCCAGUUAAUUUUAGAAAAAGAUGAGGAAAUUAAGAACUUGCAGAAAACGAUUGAACAAGUACAAGCCCAGUUGCCUGGAGAAAGACUCGAUGCUCAAACAGAGAAUUCUGAUAUUUUUCAAGAAACAAAUGUAAAAAGCCUCAAUAGAGAAAGUGGAAGUGAACAACGUUGCGGCCCCAGCAACAUCUACCAGACUGCGGCACUAUGGAACGAAAAGGAGUUGUUGAAGCAAACAGUAAGAGACCUAAAGGAGAGAAUAUUGAUUUUCGAAGUGGACUUUUCUAAAUUAAAAGGGGAAAAUGAAAAAUUGAGAGUAGCAUCCAAAGAAAAGGAAAGGGAGUAUCAAGCACUACAAGAGACAAACUCGAAGUUCUCUGUGAGGCUGGGAGAAAAAGAACUGGAGUGUGAGUCAAUGAAGGAGAAAGUUCUUGCUUUUGAGCAACUUUUACAAGAAAAAGAAGAGGGAGAAGCUGAGGAAUUAAGUCAGCUUUCAAAUGCAGUUGCAUCAAUGCAGGAGAAGACAGUUAUGUUUCAGCAAGAACGAGACCAAGUCAUCGUAGCACUAAAACAAGAACAGAUGGAAAACAGUACUCUCCAGCACGAGGUUCAACAGUUCCGUGACAAAGAACUACGCUUGAACCAGGAGCUAGAAAGGCUACGCAGCCAUCUCUUGGAAUCAGAAGAGUCUUACACCCAGGACAUUUUGGCUGCAGAAGACCAAGAGAUUAAACUGAGAAAGAAAGUCACGCUUUUGGAGGAAAAGCUAGUUUCAUCUUCUAAGGCAAGUCAUCAAGCCAGCGUGCAGAUAGAGUCACUGCAAGAACAGUUGAGGAUGGUCUCUCAACAGAGGGAUGAGAAUGCACAGCAGCUUUCGCUCUCCCAGGCACGAGUAAGGCAGUAUGCCCUGUCAUCAACUAACCUGCAAAGGGUUCUAGAGCAUUUCCAAGAAGAAGAAAAAGCAAUGUAUUCUGCUGAAUUAGCAAAAGAAAAACAGUCGAUAGCAGAAUGGAAGAACAAGGCAGAAAAACUAGAAGGACAAGUAUCAUCAUUGCAGGAACGUUUGGAUGAAGCAAAUGCUAUGUUGCAUUCUGCUUCCAGACUUACAGAAGAGUUAGAUCGGAAGGAACAACAGAUCCAAGAACUUCAAAGGCAAAACGAGCUCGGAAAAGAAAUGUUGGACAAGGCACAAAAGAAAUUGUCGACUUUGGCAAACAGCCCAGAAGGAAAAGUGGACAAAGUCCUUAUGAGAAACCUUUUUAUUGGUCAUUUCCAUACACCAAAAGGUAAACGCCGAGAAGCCUUACAGUUAAUGGGAAGCAUCCUGGACAUUCCAAAGGAGGAAAUGGAGCAGUUGUUGAGUGAAUAUUCCGGUGGUGUUACUAAGUGGAUGACUAGUUGGCUUGGAGGGGCAUCGAAAAGUGUCCCCAACAUACCUUGGAGACCAAAUCAACAACCUGUGCUUAAUAGUUCUUUUUCAGAACUCUUUGUCAAAUUUCUGGAAAUGGAAUCUCAUCCCUCUGCCCCACCACCCAAACUCUCUGCUCAUGCCAUGGACUGUCCAGACUCACCAGGAAGGAGAGAGCAAGGUGGAAAUGUACCAGGAAGUAUUAAAGAUGCAGCCGAAUUCAGAGCUGGUAGAAGCACCAACGGGAAUCCAUUCUUGGUUCCCCGUUCGGCAGCUGUGCCUGUUAGUAACCUAGCUGGAGUUGGUCUUGGUGGACCUGGGCAUCCUCUUUUUAAACCCAUUGCAGAUUUCAUGCCCACCUUUACACUAUUGCCAGUGUCCCCGGACAGUAGUGCCACAGUAGUACUAGAGCACCUUCUAAAGCAAAGGCAUUCUCAACCAGAGAUGAUUUAG